GUCAAAGAUUGACUUUGACAAUUCGUUCAGUGUUUGCAUAAUUUUGAGGUUAUUUGCUUGUAGGUUAUUUUUGUUAAAAAAAAGUAAAUUUAAAUACUCAAAAAAUGCCGUUCAUGAAAGGGAAAGCUCCUAUAAGGCGCACACUGAACUACUUAAACGCCGGCCGACUGGUAUUGAAGGAUAAAAUUAAGAUAUUCUCAGUGGCUUACAAUAUAAUUGGCCAAAACAAUCAGGGCGCCAAAGAUUUCGUAUUUUGGUAUUUGCCGCAAAUCCAGUACAAAAAUCCGGACGUGCAAGUAGCUACGUUGAAAAAUCUUACUCCUUCGCCAUUUAUCAAAUGUUAUUUUGAAGAUGGGAGGAAAAUUUUAGUCGAUGUCGACAAUAAGAGUAAAGAAGAUAUUUUGGAACAUCUAAUUAAAACUGUUGGUAAAUCGAAGGCUGUAUUAGAUCAAGAAGCGAUAGCCGCAGAAAAGAAGGAUAAUCCUGCAAACUUCGGUAUUGGUUGUGAGCGACCAUGCAUUUGUGAAAUUUACGGACAAGUUCCUUGUCCAGGAGUGGUACCGUUACCCAAGUUUAUGAGAGGGAAGUAUAGGAAUGCUACUGAUUAGAGUAAUUUAGUGUAGAUAUUGAAAAUGUUAAUGUUAAAGCAAUCUAACACGCAGAAGUUUGGAAGGGUGGGUAUUUUUGGGGGCUGUCAAAUGUAACUUUUAAAGUGCUGUUUUUCAGUCUACUUUCUGUUUUGAUUUUAUUUAAAGAAGCAUUUGCAUUUUUUUGAGGUAGCCCCAAAACUCCGUUCUGGAUUUGGGAUAUGUUAAAAAUGAGAGCAGAGUCAUGAAGUUUAUAAUUUCAAACUGUACAUUUAAAUAAUAACUAUGUGUAUAUUCGUUCUCUUAACAUUAACAUCUUCAACACUGUAAAAUAAUGUCGAUAAGCCAAUAGUUGUUUAGUUAUAAUUACAUAUUAAUAAAACAAUUUCAAAAAUAAA
This is a messenger RNA of Helicoverpa zea (corn earworm), 985 nucleotides long. RefSeq names its product probable 28S ribosomal protein S25, mitochondrial (gene mRpS25). Gene Ontology annotation, molecular function: structural constituent of ribosome. NCBI's taxonomy places the organism in Eukaryota, Metazoa, Arthropoda, Insecta, Lepidoptera, Noctuidae. Gene Ontology annotation, cellular component: mitochondrion. The transcript has 2 exons. The record is from RefSeq and is a predicted model, not a curated record. Bases 105 to 608 code for a protein of 167 amino acids.